This is a messenger RNA of Ornithodoros turicata, 5642 nucleotides long. Its product is annotated as zinc finger protein 415-like. The record is from RefSeq and is a predicted model, not a curated record. Gene Ontology annotation, molecular function: DNA-binding transcription factor activity, RNA polymerase II-specific; protein binding; RNA polymerase II cis-regulatory region sequence-specific DNA binding. Gene Ontology annotation, biological process: regulation of transcription by RNA polymerase II. Gene Ontology annotation, cellular component: nucleus. The transcript is spliced from 2 exons. NCBI's taxonomy places the organism in Eukaryota, Metazoa, Arthropoda, Arachnida, Ixodida, Argasidae. Bases 493 to 2895 code for a protein of 800 amino acids.
AUGCCAUUCAGCAGUGGCACCGCCCUGAAUUCGAACUCUGUGGUGUGAAGAGGGUGUGUGCCCUCGGUAAAAUCCGCAGAACUGCGUCGACUUGCGAGCUUGAAAAUAUUUUUACGGGGCAAGAUAUCAGAUUACCGCCAGGUGUCGCAGGCUUGGAAAAACUAAAGUAAAUAUUGCAGUCAAAUAGGCCUAAAGCUGGUCUAAUGAAUUUAUCUUUACAAAGUGUAAAUUUUCAGUCCCCUUUUCUGUUUUAUUUGCCGGUAAGCUUUGUUUUGAAGUUUACAAGUUUUAUUGCACUUACUCUCCGUUUCUUUCGUGACCUUUUGCGUUCUCUUUCUCGUGGCGGCGGUGACACCCCCUCUCAAAAGCGCUACAAAAUGCGGUUGUUAGAUCAUUUGGUCUGUAUUAUGGCUCAAUUCCACCCCCGUUACUCGAUUCCUUAGCUCAUUUUCGUGUGCUUGGUUUGUUGGCGUUACUUAUCGUUUUUGCAGUAUGGCUCUAGUUACACAUCUCCCUAAAACGGCGAUGUAUUUCUCUGAAGAUGUUCACAACAACAGUAUAGUGGAGACCCUAAAAAUGCAACAGGAAAGUGGUAGGUUCUGUGAUAUUGUGAUCCACGUUCACGGCCGUAAGUUCCCGGCCCAUCGCAACGUUUUGGCAGCCUGCAGUCCUUAUUUCGACUCCAUCCUCAAGAUGCAGAGGGUCGUGCAAGAACACCUCACCGUCACCUGCCAGAAUCACGCAGCAUUUCAAGCCCUUCUGCAGUACAUCUACACGGGCAACGUCUCAAUACACCGCGGCAUUAUAGCGGAGCUGCUUCAACUGGCAAACCAUUUCUUAAUCUUCAAGCUGAAGAACUACUGUGCCGAGUAUUUGAACCGACAUCUUAACCUUUCAAACUGUUUAAUGAUAAGAGAAGUGGCUGACAAGUACAACACGCCUCAACUUUCAAAUUGUGUGGCAACAUUUAUCCGUGAGCACGCUGACGAAGUGUUAGAGGACAGUCGUCUGCUACUUUAUCCGUUGAACAAGAUAGCCUGCUUCCUUGCAGACGACAAGCUGGGGCUUCCGAAAGGGUUCCCAACGCUGAGGUUGGUGACGCGUUGGGUGUCGCACGACGCGGAAGAGCGUGAGGGCGAGUUCCGUUACCUGCUGACCUUUGUCGUCUGGGGGGACGUGCAGACAGACCUGCUUCACGAGCACAUGCAGGAAGAGCCGUUGUUUACGGAGAAUCGCCGGUGUCUCUAUUUCUUUCUCGACACCAUGGAGGAGAACUCUGUCCCGAUGAACUCUUCUACUAAGUCCUUGUACGAGCAGCUAAAGCGCGAGUUUACUUUUAGUGACAUUGACAGUGAAACCUUUAUGGAUCAUGCCAUAUCUGCAGCUAUCAGGGGCAUCCAGGAAGCCGCCAUGUCGGCUAAGGCAGAGAGCCAAGAGACGGAUGCCAGAAGCGGCAACCACGGGCGACACAUGGAGGAGGUCGACUCGGAGACCUUGUCCACGGACUACGGGGACGACUCGCUUCAGGGAGGAAUUGGGGAUGAAAGUUCUUGCUCUGACCUGGAGCUAACACACGACGAUGGAGGUGAAACUAACGGUAAGCUCCACGCCCUUCUCAGCAAAGAUCCGUACGAAGCCGCGGACGACCUCGCCGCCUACGGCGACAGCAACAUCACCGUCGAGCUCUCCUCCGAGGGCUCCUCCGCCGACCGCAUCACCGCCUCCCAGUGGAAAGAAGGCGUCAAGUGCCCGCACUGCAGCUACGUGGGCUACGGCGCCACGCGCCUGGAACAGCACGUCGCUCGAGCUCACGCGAAGGACAUCACCUACAAGUGCGGUCUCUGCGGCUUCACGUGCAAGUGGAACCGAGAGUACUACACCCACAUGAAGAACCACCUGGGGGGCAGCGGCGGGGUUCCGCCGUACCGGUGCGACGUGUGCUCUUACAAGUGCGACCGCAUCCAACUGGUCCUCCUCCAUCGGAUGAAGCAUACGGACGAGAAGCCGUACAGUUGCGGCACGUGCGACUACCGCUGUCGACAGAGGACGAACCUGGUGGCGCACAUGCGCAGCCACACGGGCGAGCGACCCUUCCGGUGCGAGCACUGCGGUCGGGCCUUCGCGCUCAAGUGCACGCUGGAACAACAUCUCCAGAGCCACCGAGAGGACCGUCCCUACCUGUGUGACGUGUGCGGUUUUACGGCCAAGUACCAGUCGCACCUCAUUUCGCACAGGCGUCUGCACACGGGAAACGUGUACCGGUGCCAGUUCGCGGGCUGCACGUAUGUGUCUCCGAAGAAGAGCCAGCUCGAGGCGCACACUCGGACUCACACCGCGGUGAGGUCCCACGUCUGUGCCGUGUGCGGACGGGCGUUCAUCGAGCGGAGUCACUUGGUGAGGCACGAACGGAUUCAUCUCGACGAUAAACCGUUUAAGUGUCCAGAGUGCGACUACAGCAGUACCCGCAGAGACAAGCUCAAGGAGCACCAGCAGAAGCACCACGGCGAGAACGCGACGGCCAAAGGUCCGUACCGGCCCCGCCGGGCGCCUCGUUCCACACCGGUCAGUUUGCAGAGGCCCUACGAAGAAGUCGUAGACUCUUCCGCCCUGCAGGCUCCAGGGAACCAGCAGCGCUACUUGGUGGUUCCGGCGGAGGCCACCGGGAUGAGCCUCUCGCACCUCCAGCAGCCCGUGGACCUGCAGGACGACGGAAACAUUGUGUACGUGGAGGCGGAACACUUGGUGGGCAGUCACAUGAUCUCGUCGCCGGCCGACCUGGGAGUGGAGGACGGUAUGCAGCAGUCUCUCUCGGCCGCUGUUGUUUCGAACCAGAAUUCUGUGGUUCCGACGGCGGCGGAUUUGAAUGGGUUGAACUCUUUCAUGGCAUUUUUCUAGUGGGCUGCGUGAGGUUCUUCUCUCAUGCUACGAACAAAAAUCUAUUUAAAAAAAAAGCUUCUACACUCAUUUUGUAUACAGACGUCCAUGUGCAGUUGUUGUAAGUUCUUGUAUCAAGGAUUUCAGUGUCAUGCAGUGUACCAUUGAAAUGGGAUGAGACUAAUGCUCCUACUAUACCAGCAGUCUUUGCACCUUUUGGUAAUUGUUGAGUAUCUAAAGAGAUUGAAACAUUCAAAUAAUUUAUUUUACUAAAAAAAACAAGCUUUCGGACGGAGUCCAUGCUUCAUAUCGCACCUGAUGGACGGACUCCAUCCGAAAGCUCGUUUUGUUUAGUAAAAUAAAUAAUGAUCUUAUCCACUCGCGACUGCUAGGCUUUCCCCAUUUUUGUCUUACGGUCUUUAAACUAGGACUCUGCUUAAAAUUCUGUUUGCAAGAUUGUGGUACCUGGUCUACUGUGGUACCUUUGUUGAGGUUAAGAACAUCAGCAACUUCACGUCAGAGACACAGUGCGUUCAGUGGUUUAUCUAGAAUCCCAAGCACGGAGAGGUGUUGGAAAAAAAUUGGGGGAGGGGGGGGGGUCAUUAUUAUAGUUACGUCAUUACAGCUUAAUAUAUCAUUACCGGCAUGUGUCUAAAGCUGGAAUCGCAAGGGCAACCCCCUGUAGGGGGUACACAGGUGGAAAAGCUUGGGGGAUGUCACUGAACAUUUGUGGGGGGGGGGGGGGGGGCCUGGAUAAAUCACUGAGCGCAUUGAAAAUAGGACUGCUGUCUUUGCCUUUCACUGCAACAGUCACAAUGUGUAUGCUUCUCUAUGCUGCAUGAAUGAAUUCUAGAAUGAGCAACCAAUACUCAGAACGUAAAAUUCAUUUCAAGACGUUCUCGGAGCUGUAUCCCGAAGAAAACUUUUAUCUUCAGCUUGUUUACGCCAAAUAUGUUUGGACGAAAUGUGUCAGGCCAUUUACAAGACUCUGAACAAGUUCCUCUUUAGUACUUAUUGAAACUUUGAGGCAUCACUGACGCGGAUUACAUAAUGCGAUUGACACACCAUCAUAUAUCAUCACAUUUAGGGUCAGACUUCCUCGGGUUAAACCCAAUUUCUCCAGAUCGUUCCCUCCCGCAUUUAGUAUCAAAUUGUACGCAUAUCCGGUGUAAAUAUUAUUUGAGUGCAACAAUAAACUGUGCCAGGCACAACUGAUGUUGCAACAUACAGUGCUUAUUGCAGCGAGGCAUGCAUGCUUGACCAGUUAUGUGCUUCAACAGCAGGCUGCUUGCUGGACAGAAAGAAAAAAGAAAAAAACUGAUGACACCAGAUUUUAAACAAAUUAGAUUUUAAAAUACCUCCUGGAUAUGUCCUCGAAAUCUGAGCAACACAUUUAACCGGACAACAUCCAUACGUAUAUUAUGGAAUGCAUUUCCUCAGCCUCUACCUGCCCCUGACAACACUCAGAUAGCUGAAAGCAUCAAGUUUCUUCAUAAAUGACCACACAGCAGUGUAAAAAGGCAACAUGGCAAUCUUCCUGCGGAUCAUAAUGGAAAUCGAGACUUCUGAAGACGUACCGAAAAUUAUGCUCUAAAGAAUGCAAUCAUUAGGCUUAGACACUAUACAAGGUUACUUUUAUGGUUCUAAUAAUCUGCAUGGCGGGAGAUUCAAGGAAUAUUUCACAGGGCCUUAAUUUGGCAAUGCAUGUUCUGUGCAGUUAGGCACCACUGGGCUCCCCAGAAUUCUGGAAGUCUGAGGCCUAGCCAGGAUGCUUCUGGGAUUCACACUUGAACGAAUUAAUGUGCAAUUGACGUUCAGUGGUGUAAAUAUUGCCAAAAUGUGCUAAAUGCGAGUUAAAAUAGACGUACAAUAAAUCACAUUCGGUUGUAUGAAACUCGUUCACUAUUUCCUAUUUCUCUGCGCUUUAUUCUCAUUGGCACCAGUACUUUACGAAAUUCCCUGGAAGCGAUUGUAUAAAUUCACAAAAAUUGGUACUCUUACAGUGGAGUCACUAACUAAGCAUGAGGAAGCCUAAAUGGCUAACUGCCAGCAUUAUCAACAAGGAACUGUGCGAUUUGUUUGCACUAAAUAACAUUGCCUGUCACAUUCCUGUAGCUCACUUGUACAUACAUGUAAGACUAAAUGCAGCAUUUACACUGAAAUACAAAAUUUUCCAGGAAUGCACCCAAAAUCACACAGGGAAAUUUAAAUAGAGAUGCAUAGUUUUGUACAGGCAAAACUGACACAGCAGCAGAGGCUAUGUAACACUGCUGCAUUUUACGGUGUAUGUUGACCCUUGCUCUGAGCUACCUCGACGUUCCUCCAUUUGAGUGUGUCCCAGAUUUGUGUACAAUGAAUCUUCCUGCACAGGCAUGCUGUAUGGUACUAUGCUGAGCAGCAUAAAGUAUGAAUUCUGUGAAUUCUUUACACUUCAUAUGAUGUCACAACCUCGCAUACAGUGGUAACUGUGAUGGUAUGCUUUUUGUAAGAAUUACAAAACAAUUACAGUACACUGCUGAAAUUGUAUGAAGGAGAAAAGCACUUCGAAUAGAAUUUUACUGUACACACACAAACAAAAAGGAAGUUGCCAGAGGGUACAUCAAUUUUCGUGUCAAUUUUGUGCUUGUUCGUGAAUUUUGGAAAACAGAAGUGAAAUUCUUGUCAAGAGCUCAUCUGAUUUGGUAUAUAAUAGCAAAUGUGCUAGUCUACACUUUUAAUCGGUGAAUAAAAUAUAUUUGUGGUAAAGCAGCCCCACACCAUGAUAUAAA